Messenger RNA from Gadus chalcogrammus (walleye pollock), 3469 nucleotides. RefSeq names its product coiled-coil domain-containing protein 177. Bases 198 to 1976 code for a protein of 592 amino acids. Lineage: Eukaryota; Metazoa; Chordata; Actinopteri; Gadiformes; Gadidae. The record is from RefSeq and is a predicted model, not a curated record. The transcript has a single exon.
AGGUCUGUCCUCUCCAUCUGAUUACCUGACUAAUCCCCUGUCCGGGGAGAAGCACAGACAACCUUGCUUCGGGUGGAACUAAACGUAUUUCUCCAACAGGUUUCCUCUAAAGACCUGAAUCCUAUCUAUUUUUUUUAUAUGAAUGGUCAUAGGAGUUCUUAAUUGCAUUUUAUCGACGUUAAUAUCCUAAUUGCAAAAUGGGAGAAAUAACGCAACCUGUCCCUAAGUUGGUUCCGCACAAUUUGGAGACUUCGAAGGCAGAUAGGAGUCCCCAUUCAAGAUCGGGUGUGAAGAAACCUGUAGAACUUCUGAUCAAGUCCCUCAACGAGCUCGUCGCUGAAAGCCACGAAAAACCGUACGAGGCGGUAACAGUGAUGCACCAGACCUACGAGAAGGAGCGCAGGAAGCUCCUGCACCUAUGUCGAGAGGGAAGAGAGAAAAUCGUCAAGAAGGCUCCGGACGAAAAAAAAUCGCGGGCCCCCCUUCCCCCAACACAGCUCCCUGCUUUAGUAGUGGUCGGCAGGGCUGUCCGCGACAGCAGCAGGAGCGACUGUUGUUCUCCACACACUGACGCUGAUGACAGCAGCCCGCCACCACAGCACUCUGUUGCGCAAGGAUUCAUCCGCAGCAGCAGCGCUGUGGGCAAACCCCCACCUCCUACUACUACUUACAAACGUAAGUGUGCGUUGAGUUCCCUCAGACCGAGAAACCACAACAACAGCGACGACGGCGGCAGGCUGUCCACCGGCAGCAGCCACAGUCUGGGUGACCUCAGACACUCCCUGACCACUCAGACCCAGCUGGAGCGGCUCACGGGGGACAUCCACCAGAAGAUGCGCGUGAUGGUGUCGGAGAAGGACCGCAAGAUCGCCGCCCUCAUGCUGGUCAAGCGCCGAGAGGAGAUUGGCCUGCUGUCCCUCCGCAAGCAGGGGGAGCACGAGCGACAGCAGGCCCGCGGCGAGGAGGCGGGGCGGCGGGCGCAGGAGGAGAAGGGCAGGAGGAGGAGGCUGAGGCAGAGCCUGCAGCGCUGGCGGCAGGAGACGGAGGCCCUGGGCCGGAGCAGGGAGCGGCGGCACCAGGAGCUGACGUCCCUGCGCGAGCGGCAGGCGCGGCUGCAGGAGGAGCGCUGGCUGAGGUCUAGGGUGGCUCUGGAGGCCCGACGCCGUGAGGCGUCGGAGGCCGCCCGGACGGAGGCGCAGUCACGCAAGCGCUGCCAGGAGGGGCUGCUCCGGGGCCGGGAGGAGGUGGAGCAGGCGGGGAGGGAGAAGGAGGCCCGGCGGGCGGCGGAGCGGGAGCAGAGGGCCAGGAGCGGGAAGGCCACGCGGGAGAGGAGGGAGAAGAAGAGGCUGUCUCUGGAGAACAGCCGGGAGCUCCUGCAGCAUGUGCUCCUCAGAAAGCGCGCGGAGCAGCAGGCGAAGCAGGUUGAGGCGGAGGCCAGGGGCGCCAUGGAGCGGCGGCUCGGGCGCUCCCGGGAGGAGCAGGAGCGGGCCUCGGAGGGGCGGCGCAGGGAGCUGCGGGAGCGGGGCUCCCUGCAGACGGAGCACAUCCAGCAGGCUCGCGCCGCCGCCGAGCAGCAGAGCCGCCAGCAGCUUCGCCACAAGCUGCUGCUGGUGCAGCUCAGCCAGCGGCGCACGGAACGCGCCGCGCGCCAGGUCUUGGCCCAGACCCGGGCCCGGGCCCAGCAGGCCCGGCAGCACAACCUGGGCCGCCGCCUCUGCCACCAGCAGCUCCGGGAGCGGGUGCGGAGGGAGGAGGAGGCGCGCAGGGAGGCGGUGGAGAGCCAGGUGGUGGCCAAGGAGCGCAAGAGGAGGGAGCUGCGGGCGCAGCGGGAGCGCACGCAGGAGGAGGCGCGCCGGGCGGCUCGCGCCUCCUUCCUCAUGAGGGAGAGCGUGAGGGAGCAGAGUGUGAGGCGGACGUUCGACCGCAUGGCGCUGGAGGCCCAGCUCUGCGCCCGCUUGGCAGGAGUCAAGCUCUGAGAGACCUCCUGCUAGGGUGCUGCUGCUGUGUCCUCCUACGGCUGUGUGAGCAGCAUGUGGACACUCAUGAUCUGGGGAAGGGCUCCGCUGAGAUGUCAUGUGGUGGGACAUUAUGGGGGGCAGGAGGGGUCAAUGCUCCCACUGAGUUAAAUCACGAUGUAAUGUGUCAUGUGACAUUUCCGCUGAGCCGACAUAUUGGGGGCGUCGCGGGGGGGGGGCAAUGCCCCCCUGAGUUAAAUCAUGAUGUCAGGUGCAAAAUAUUAUAGGUUGGAUUUGGUUUACAUUUCAUUGAGGAAUAGUAUAAGUUUACAUGAACAACAGUUCUACGUAAGUUGAAAAUUUGGUAGUGCCUAAAGAUCCCGCUGGCUGGGGAGAACGUUAGCGGCUGGGAUGCAGUUUCCCCAGAUUUCAGCCGGCUCCUCCCCAUGUUGAUCCACUCCAGGGCCUCAGCGAUGAAAGGCCAAACCAGGGGAAACUGGACCAUUACUGGAAAGCUGGAUAGAUCAGUCUACCAGCCUACCCAGUGGACCUUAGCAAAUGUUGCUUAUCUAUCCAUCAUACAUCGAGUUGGACACUCCCACUUGUAUUCUCACUAAAACUCAGGAAAGACAAACGGCUUGCAAUGGCUAAUCACACUCACACCUGGUUGCAUAUCACCCCUUUAAACUAGUCUACGUGUGUUUGACCCGAGCUUAGCUGUACGGUAGCAAGGUGAGCUUACUUUUUCUGCUUCUUUGCAUAAAACCUUGAUGUAACUAGAAAUAUAAUGCACACUACAAAUGGAAUACAGAUAGGAGCUUGUAAAAGUAUGCCCACCCGUUGAACAUGAACUCUGCUGAGAGCUGUAUUUGUUUGUUUUUAUUAAUCACAUGGAGGUUCAAAGAGGGUCAAUGGUACACGGAAAUAUGUUAUAUGAAAAAAACAGGUUCUUCAACUGUCGUCAGCACAUUUAACGCUGACAUUGCUUGUAAAAGAUAUCAAGGCACUUCUGGGACAUCAUCAGCCGUUCCAUGUGUAAAUGUCCCUGAACUGGCUUUACUUGUUUCAGUUUUUGCCUAUAAGCAGGCAACAGACACAAGUAUGUAUUAGGCCAUGUUGUAUUGGGUCUCACAGUAUUAUGCAUAGAACAGUCCACAUGACUUAAUACUGGGGAAAUAUUUUGGUUAGUGGCCGAACGAUUUGGCUACUUGGAGAAACUUUCUUUUAUAAUGAGAUCAUGAAGCCAAGCAAUUGGACUAAAUGUAAUAGAUUUAAUAUUAAGAAAUGCAAUUCCUUAAUAAAAUGUCUGGUUAAGCCAAGUUUAGCCCCAUGGUUGUCCAAACAAGUCAGUCUUGAGGCACACACAAUAGGGUUGUGAAGGAAUUGCUUGGAUCAUUCAGAGCCAUCACAAGGCUUGAUGACUCAGGCAAAUAUGUGUAUUACAAUGAUUUAUUUUCUUUAUAAAAGAUAUUUCUUGCAAAUACUACAUUUUAAAUAAAGUACAUUUAAUAAAC